AUUCAUCUUCUCAAAAAAAUUGGAUUUUUUGUUUUUCAAUGUAAACUCGUACGAUCCUAAUCGGAAACUCGUAGAAUCGCAAAAUCGGUGGUAAAAUCGCUACGACUCUACGAUUCAAUCCAAAAUGGGUUCUUUUUACCCGAUUGAAAAAAAAAACUUUUUUUUUACGGUAUAAAUAGAAAUCCUAAACCUAAUCGAUGGUUUAGCUUCAUUUUCUCCAUUGAUUCUUCUCUCUCUCUCUCUCUGAAACCCUAACCCUAACCCUAAAAAUGAGUUCGACACAAACUUCUGUUGCUUCUAACCCUAACCCUAAUGGAUCCUUCUUUGGAAAUGAUGAUUCUAAGAUAGAAAUACCUAAAGAUGAUGCUGAUGAGAUUUGGAAGUAUGGCAUUUCUCUUGAUGGAGAAAAUGCAAUCCAGUGCAAGUUUUGUGAUGACGUAAUAACCGGUGGGCUUUAUCGGUUUCUUUGUCAUUUGGCUGGAACAGAACAUGGUGGUGAAGGUUGUGGAGGUGGUGGUGAUGAGGAGGAGGAGGAGGAGAAGGGGUGUACUUGUGUCGGAGUCGGUGAAAAAAGAAAACGGGCUGAUGGGGUUGGUGGGAGUUCAGAAGAUGUUUUCAAGAAGAUAGAAAUACCUAAAGAUUUUGCUGAUAAGAUUUGGGAGUAUGGCAUUUCUCUUGAUGGAGAAGAUGCAAUUCAGUGCAAGUUUUGUGAUGAUGUCAUAACCGGUGGGCUUUACCAGUUUCUUUAUCACUUGGCCGGAACAGAACAUGGUGGUGAAGGUUAUGGGGGUGGUGGUGAUGAGGAGGGGAAGAAAGGGUGUACUUGCGUCGGAGUCGGUGGAGAAAGAAAAGGGGAUGAUGUGGUUGGUGGGAGUUCUGAAGAUGUUUUCAAGAAGAUAGAAAUACCUAAAGAUUUUGCUGAUAAGAUUUGGGAGUAUGGUAUUUCUCUUGAUGGAGAAGAUGCAAUCCAAUGCAAGUUUUGUGAUGAUGUCAUAACCGGUGGUCUUUACCGGUUUCUUUGUCACUUGGCCGGAACAGAACAUGGUGGUGAGGCUUGUGGAGGUGGUGGUGAGGAGGAGGAAGAGAAAGGGUGUACUUGUGUUGGAGUUGGUGAAAAAAGAAACGGGGAUGAAGUUUGUGGUGAUGGGAGUUCUGAAGAUGUUUCCAUUUUCAAGAAGUCGAGAGAUGGGUCAAAAGAUAAGAGGAAGGAGAUUUUGAAAGAGGAAGCAGAUCUGGCGAUUGCGAGCUUUUUCUACAGCAAUGCGAUACCGCUGAAGGUGGUGGAGAGUAAGUCAUUUAUUGCUAUGGUUGAUAUGAUUUCGAGAUGUGGCGUAGGGUUUGAGCCACCGUCGAUUGAAGAUCUUGAAGAUCUUAGUGGGAAAUAUUUGACGGAAGAAGUUAGGUUGACGGAAGAAGUUAGGUUGACGAAUGAAGCUUUGGAGGAACAUAGAAGUGUAUGGAAGAAAACAGGGUGUAGUAUAAUGGUAGAUGGAUGGACUGACAAGAAGAAGAGGAGCAUAUUGAACUUGCUGGUGAAUAGUUUGAAGGGAACAUUCUUUUUGAAGUCUGUUGAUGCGUCUGAUAUGUUGGAAUCGCCUGAGAAACUGUUUAAGAUGAUGGAUGACAUUGUCGAAGAGGUUGGGGAAGAAAAUGUUGUUCAAAUUGUGACGGAUGGUACACCAUACUACAAAGCUGCUGGUGAGAUGUUGAUGGAGAAAAGGACUAGGUUGUAUUGGACACCUUGUGCGACACACUGCAUUGAGAUGAUGUUGGAAGAUUAUGAGAAGAUACCCAUUUAUGAAGAGAUACUUACAAAGGGUAAAAAAAUUACAACCUUUAUUUACUCGAAGGCUUCUCUCAUUACUCUAUUGCGUAAGUUCACAGAAGGAGUAGAUUUGGUGACACAGGGCAUUACUCGUUGUGUCACGUCUUACUUAACUUUAGGCCGUCUUUAUGAGAACAAAGGAGCUUUGAGAAAGAUGUUCACAUCCAAGCAGUGGAAGUCCAGCCAGUUCGCAAAAAUGAGUGUAGGGAAAUAUGCUGAGGAUGUGGUUUUGGACAAGGUGUUUUGGGAAAAUGUUAUGAUUUGUUUAAAUGGUGCAAAUCCUCUCGUUGAUGUGAUUCGUUUGGUCAAUUCAAUUGACGAACCAGCCACCGGUUUCAUUUACAAGGCAAAGGAGCAAGCUAAAGAGGAGAUACGGAGGAGUCUUUCCAAAGAUGGCACAGAAAGUUUUGUGCCUUUAUGGGAGAUCAUUGAUGAAAGAUGGGACAAACAACUCCACAGCCCUUUGCAUGCAGCAGGCUAUUUUCUUAACCCUCAAAUUCACUAUAGUCCUGGAUUUAGAGAUGAUAUCAAAGUUAAAGAUGGUCUACAUCACUGUAUAGCAAGGAUGGUGGCUGAUCCCGAAAAAAGAGCUAAGAUUGAAACUCAACUUGAUGAUUUCGAUAAACAGGCAAGCAUUUUGGGUCAUUCUUUAGCCAUAUUGAUGGUUGGUGAAGAGAUUCCGUCAAAUUGGUGGAGCACUUUUGGAGAUGAACUACCAGAACUCCAAAAAUUUGCGUGUCGUGUAUUAAGCUUGACAUGCAGUUCUUAUGGGGAUUUGCGUAAUCAGAAUGCCUUCAAGAUGGUCCAUGCUAAGAAAAGAAACCUCUUGAGGCAGAAGACUCAUAAUGAUGUUGUUUUUGUCAUGGCUAAUGCAAAAUUGGCUGAAAAGAAGCAAGCAGGAGGGUCAGUUGAGCUAAAUCUAGAUGAUGAAGAUGAAGAUGGAGAUGACGAUGAAGAUGAAGAUGAUGAUAUGAAGUCUCUAUAUGAUGUGAUUUCUGAUUUGCAUGAUCAAUAUGGUAAUGGAGAUGAAUAUGGAGAUGAGGAUGGAGAUGGAGAUGAAGACCAAAUGGAAGAUUCUGAUUAAAUUUGAAAGAUUUUAUAGAUUAAAUACCUAGAAUUUGGCUGCUUAUUUUUGGUGUUGAUGUCUUGGCACUUGUUAAAAGCUUAAUACUAUAGCUUAAGGUUUUAAUUUAUGACUUAUGAACUGAUUAUGACUUUCUUAUGGGUUUUGGUUGAAGACUUAUGAACUGAUUAUGACUUCUUAUUUAUGUUAUUUUAUAUGAUAUGAAUUGAUAUGCACAUAUGGUUAUUAUGAAUUUUGCAGGA
Molecule: messenger RNA, 3151 nt
Organism: Trifolium pratense (red clover)
Lineage: Eukaryota; Viridiplantae; Streptophyta; Magnoliopsida; Fabales; Fabaceae
Exons: 4
Coding region: 270-2909 (879 amino acids)
Molecular function (GO): protein dimerization activity
Source: RefSeq, a predicted model, not a curated record